Messenger RNA from Heterobilharzia americana, 324 nucleotides. Lineage: Eukaryota; Metazoa; Platyhelminthes; Trematoda; Strigeidida; Schistosomatidae. The record is from the annotation of a GenBank genome assembly.
AUGGCAAGCAAAAGGUCACCAACGAAUAUUUCUGGUCGUAAAACGAAAGAAGUUACGUUAACAUACCAGUCAUCUACACCGAGGGAAACAACUGUGCCUUUAUGGCCUGAAUGGAGUGACCAAGAUAUCAAUAAUGAAAAAUGGGAUUCAUCUCAAAAAUCCAAGGAGAAGACAAAAUCCUCAGCGUUAUCAUCCAAUUACUUUAUUGAUCCUGAAUCGCAGAUUCUUUAUCCACCACCGAUAUUGCCGGCAAGCACAAAAAGACCACAGGAAUUCAUCACUGACAAGGUGGGUCAUAGUUGGUUCAGUUUUGCAGACAGAUAG